This is a messenger RNA of Mucor velutinosus, 657 nucleotides long. RefSeq lists its product as uncharacterized. Lineage: Eukaryota; Fungi; Mucoromycota; Mucoromycetes; Mucorales; Mucoraceae. Bases 1 to 657 code for a protein of 218 amino acids. The transcript has a single exon. The record is from RefSeq and is a predicted model, not a curated record.
AUGACUCAUACCUUCAAAGCACCAAGAAUGGCUGUGAUGGCUAUUGGUACAACCAGAACAUUCCGCACAGCAUGCAUCGAGGCUCAUAUCUUCAGCAUCGCCAGGUCCAACUGGAAUUUCUUCUGGUCUCUGUCCCUGAACCUUGUCCACCGUAAUGUCAUCUAUCGCUUCCUCACCCACACCAUCCCGACCAAACGCCUGCUACACUACUUUGAGAUAGCUGAAUCACCUCUCUGCCCAAUCUGUGGUAACGAAGAAAAUGCUGUACACUUGCUUUUCCUCUGUUCCAGUAAGGCAUCCAUCUGGAAAGCUAUCAUCUUUGAAUUUUUGUGGCCAACCGUUUCGAUUGGUGAUAUUAUCCAAGCCUGUUCCUCGCUUGACUUUGAAAACAUCAAGUAUGUCUCCAAAUCAUACACCACUGCUCACAUGGUCGUACUGGUAACACUUGGCAACAUUUGGCGAGCUCAAGUUCGUAUGAUCUUUCACUCGACUCCAUUUAUAUGGAUCGAUGUGGUCCAGCAGAUCAAGAACGAGCUCCUUCAACUACAUGCCCAAACUGAAAUUCACAAGCAAUUGUUAUUCUCUAAUCACAAUUGUCAUCUAUCAUCUGUUCCUGUCAUCUAUCAUCUGUUCCUGUCAUCUAUCGCUUUAUCCUAA